Molecule: messenger RNA, 1889 nt
Organism: Blepharisma stoltei
Lineage: Eukaryota; Ciliophora; Heterotrichea; Heterotrichida; Blepharismidae
Source: the annotation of a GenBank genome assembly
AUGCUGGUCCUUUUCGAGACCUCUGGUGGCUUUGCUCUAUUUAAAGUCCUCAAGGACAAAAAGCUAAAGCAAGUGGAAAACUUGGCAGAAGAGUUCAGGACCUUGGACAAUGCAAGCAAAAUAGUCAAACUCAAAGCAUUUGACAAAUUCAAAGACGCCAAAUCUGCACUUCAAGCUGCAGCUUCUUUGGCGAACCAUGAACUUUCAAGAUCAUUGACAAAAUUUUUAAGGAAAAAUAUCGUGCAGCAAGAGAUUGAUGAUGAGCUUAUUGUCCUGGAUAAGAAGCUAAGGUCAGCCAUAGAAGAUAAAUUGGGGAUCAAGUGUCUUUAUAGCUCGAAAUAUCAGGAACUGAUAAGAGGAAUUCGUACACAAAUUGAAGGGCUUAUUGCAGGACUUUCAGCUCAAGAGCAGAAAGCAAUGGCUUUGGGUUUGGCUCAUUCACUGUGUAGGCAUACGUUGAAGUUCUCAAUUGAUAAAGUUGACACUAUGGUUGUUCAAGCUGUCAAUUUAUUAUACUCUGCAAUAUCAAUUACUUGUGAACUAAGGAGAAUCAUUACUUGUUUUUGCUUAGACUAUGCAUUGGAUUAAUCAAAGAAUAGCCUUAAUUCAUAUUGAAAGCAUAAUAAUUAUUUCUAAAUAAAAUAAUAAAAAAUAUUUUUUAAUUUGUUAAGUAUUUGUGGAACAAUUUAUUAGACGACAUUGACAAAGAACUCAAUAACUACGCUAUGAGACUAAAAGAAUGGUAUUCAUGGCAUUUCCCUGAGCUUGCCAGAAUAGUCACUGAUAAUGUGGAAUACGCCAAAUGUGUCAAUGCAAUAAAAGAAAGACAAAAUACAGCCAAAGUCAAUUUAGCAUCAAUAAUUACAGACGAAGACAUCAUUGAAGAAAUCAAAGAGGCAGCUGAGCUUAGCAUGGGGACAGAAAUCACCCAAGACGACAUGGACAAUAUGAAAGCACUUUGUGACCAAGUCAUCAGUUUAAGCGAAUACAGAACAAACUUAAGUGAAUACUUAAAGAAUAGAAUGAACGCCAUCGCACCUAAUCUGACUGUUCUAGUAGGAGAACUUGUAGGGGCAAGAUUAAUUGCACACGCUGGAAGCUUGGUGAAUUUAGCAAAACAUCCAGCCUCAACCAUACAAAUUUUGGGUGCUGAAAAAGCGUUAUUCAGAGCAAUCAGAACAAAGCAUGAUACACCAAAAUAUGGACUGCUUUAUCAUGCUAGCAUUGUAGGACAAGCUACACCUAAGACAAAAGGAAAAAUCAGCAGAUCACUAGCUGCAAAAUGCGCACUUUGUAUCAGAAUGGACGCUCUCGGCGACCAAGAGACUGCCACCAUUGGGCUACAGCAUAAAGAAGCUCUUGACAAAAGGGUCAAAUUUUUACUCCUUCCUCAGUGAGAGAGCAAAAUCAUUGGAAAAAUCCUGGAUUUUUGGGUAAAAGCCCUCCGAGCGAACAAAAAAUUAUUUAUGAAAAAAAUAUUUUGAAUAUAAAUGAUAAUUAAUAUAAGAAAUCCCUUUGCAAUUCUGAUGAAUUUUAAACAGCUUGUAUUCUAAAACAUAAAUCUUAAAACGAAAUAAUAUUCGCUUUCCAUUUGGGAUUGUUUUUAAAUUCGAAUUAUUUUCUACUAUAUAAUUUUUUAAAAAAAUAAUCAAGUAAAUUUUUUGUCACUCACGAUAGGGAGGGAGUUAGAAAAUAAUUUGACACCAAGCAUGCUUUCAGGUAAAAGGCCAGCUGCAUAUCAAAGACCUGCACAGACUGGAAUGUAUAACCCAGCCACAGACGCAACAAAUAAAAUUGAAGUACCUGCCAAGAGGACAAGAAUAGAAGAAGUGGAAGACGAGAGUGAAGAAAGCGAAGAGGAAGUAAAGCCUAAAAAGAAAAAGCAUUAA